Molecule: messenger RNA, 1359 nt
Organism: Fusarium vanettenii 77-13-4
Lineage: Eukaryota; Fungi; Ascomycota; Sordariomycetes; Hypocreales; Nectriaceae
Exons: 2
Coding region: 1-1359 (452 amino acids)
Source: RefSeq, a predicted model, not a curated record
AUGGCGCCGCCCAAGUCACUUAGCGCCUUCAUACUGGCGUUGGGCUUGUCCUUGGGAGCCAACGCCGGUCCGUGUAUACCCCAUGCAUCUUCAGCAUUGUCAUCUCAGUCAUUCGAGACCACGAGCACAGCUGUAGUCGAAACCACCUUUUCCUCGACUUCUGACACAACUGAUCUUUCCUGGACAACUUCAACUGAGAAGUCCCUCGCUUCAACUGCUACGGAAUCAGAUGUCUCAGAUACGACAACUCUUGAGUCUUGGUUUUCUUCUUCGAGCGAGGAUGGAGAACAUCUCACCAGCACCGUGACAACUGAAACUGGUUUUGUUUCAACCUCUGAUGAAGCAAGUAACUCUUGGAGCACUACAUCGGAUCUUACGUUUACUUCCUCUACGAUCGUCAGCGAGACCGAAACCUCGACUACGAAAGAUACCAGCAGUUCUACCAGUACUCUCUCUGAGUCCUCCUCGACAUCUGAUCCCGAAUCUCUGACGGCAUCGACCUCCCAAGCAGUCGAAUCUUCAACGACGACUACCAGCGAAGCCCCAGCCACGACUACUCAUGCAGGACCUCGCCUUGGGUUCUUCAAUGGCGGUUUUGAAGAUCAAACUGUUGAUGGGUUACCCUGGAUUAUUGGAAGAAGUGUUGAGAUCAAGACUGACCCUGCAAAUGCCCAUGGAGGAGAGCGCUAUGCCCUGACACGGUUCCCCAUUACUGGCACAGGCCGUCCCGUAUACCCUCUGAGGCAGACCGUGACUGGCAUUGACGGAACCAAGAAAUAUCUCCUCACUUUUUACUGGACAUUUACAGACGCUGGAUCAAUCGCGGGUAUAACUUGCGACUUUUACACAUAUGUCCAGACCUUACUGGAGGGUAGAACCUACCGGAAUCCUACGCAGCAGGUGAACCACUACAUCAAAAGGCAGCUAAUUGCCAGUUUCCCUGCUAGUACUACUACUGCGGAUAUACUGUUCUAUUGGAAGUGCUCUUCAACUUCACCGACGUGGGCUGGUGCCGAGGUGCGCAUUGACGACGUGAGCUUUGUCGAAUACGAACCUCCAUGCACUCUACGCGACGCACCAUCUGAUGGGUUGAUAUGUGGGAGUGUUGGGCGAUUCAACAACCCUGCGGCCGAGUCAUAUCUGAUUGACUUUUCGUCAGAUUGGUUUAACUUCGACUUUUGUGCACAAGCCUGCGCAGGCACACAAGGAUGCAAGACUUUCGUCCACGCUGGUAUUACUAUAGGUACCUGUAAGCUAUACUCGGCAACACCUCAGGAACUGGACUUCCAAGAGUCAGCCGGCGGUUACCGUGUGAACCAGCCCGAGUGCUAUCAGUGUCAGCCAUUGGAUAGUGAUUAA